This is a messenger RNA of Ruditapes philippinarum (Manila clam), 4278 nucleotides long. Its product is annotated as aminopeptidase Ey-like. Gene Ontology annotation, molecular function: protein binding; metalloaminopeptidase activity; peptide binding. Gene Ontology annotation, cellular component: cytoplasm. The record is from RefSeq and is a predicted model, not a curated record. The coding region runs from base 85 to 3903 and encodes 1272 amino acids. NCBI's taxonomy places the organism in Eukaryota, Metazoa, Mollusca, Bivalvia, Venerida, Veneridae. The transcript is spliced from 28 exons. Gene Ontology annotation, biological process: peptide catabolic process; proteolysis.
AAAACCUUAAACAGUUUUUUUUCUUAUUUCAAUUGGUAGAAUGCCUUAAUUCUAGUACAGUUUUAGCAUCUUUUAGGUUAAGUUAUGAAUUUCCUUUACGUAUUGGAUUAUAGCAUCAUACUGAUUAUUAUUGGACUAGGGUGUUCAACUGGAGAAGAUAAUCCAGUACAACAUGAUUACAAUCCAGUUACAAAAGCGCCACCAGAUCCUCCUUAUGACGUCACUAUACUUGCUUGCACGAAACAUAGUGCUGUUAUCACAUGGACUUCAAUGCCCGACAUAAAUUCACCAAUUCAAAAGUUUCACGUGGAAUACAACCACUCGUUGUCACCAGAUGUCUGGACAAGAGCUGCUACUGUGAGCAAUGAGUUAGUCAACGAGGUCAAUGUGGAACUAAGACCAUUUGCUAGUUAUAACUUCAGGGUUAUAGCUGAGAAUGUGAUCGGGCAGAGUGAAGCAAGUGUUCCUUCAGCGUCUGUAUGUAAAACAGAGAGCCAGGUUCCGGACAAAAAUCCGUCAAAUGUCCGCACAGACACAAGUAAACCUGGCUGGCUCAUUGUAAAAUGGGAUGCAAUGCCGGAAAUUGAACAUAACGGUCCAGGAUUUAGAUACAAACUUGCUGUAAGCAAAGAUGAACAUAUCACUAAUAUAGAAGUCAAUGACUGGAGGGAGACUACUAGAGAAAUUCACACGGGUUUCGUGAAUGAGCCAUACCUUAUUACUGUAGCGGCUGUAAAUGAUGUCGGAGAAUGUCACGUGCCACCAGUAGAAUAUCUUGGCUACUCGGGACAAGGCGUUCCUGGUCCAGUAAAAGCAGUGGAUAUAAUAGAAAGAGGAGCAGAUUUUUUAACACUUAAAUGGGAAGCACCCGAGGAAACAAAUGGUGACCUUAUAGGAUAUGAUAUCAGAUAUGCAAAGUUGGGAGGGACACGUGUUUUUCAACUAGAAGUCGACAAUGUUUUAAACAACCAAAUAUUACUGAACAACCUUGAUGCAAACCAAAAGUACUGGGUCAAUGUUUCAGCAAAAACUAGACAAGGACGAGGUGAAGCCUUCCAAAUUGAAUCUCAAACUUUACCUGUACAUGAUGCUACAAAGAAGACAAAGAAAUCGACGCCUGCUACAACACCUACUCCACGUGCCACGGGGUCCAGUGUACCGUAUAUGUACGAGACAACCUCCAGUGUACCGUAUAUGUACAAGACGACCUCCAGUGUACCGUAUAUGUACGAGACGACCUCUAGUGUACCGUAUGUGUAUAACAAGAUAAGACUGCCAUAUACUCUUCUACCAUCACUGUACAAUAUAACAAUUCAACCAUUUGUAUAUGGAGACAAUCCCAAAGAUUUCACCUUUGCCUGUGAAGUUGUGAUUGAUUUAGAUUGUAUAGAAUCUACAGACUACAUAUUGAUACACUCCAUGGAUCAUAACAUAUCUUAUAUAUCUAUCACCAAUAAAACUGGUACUACUGAACUUGUUGACUGGUGGUAUAUUGAAGACAUAGAAAUGGUUCAGAUUAGGUCCUUGUACACGCUGACUGCCGGGGUACACUAUACAAUAUACAUCCGGUCCGUGAGCAGAAUGUCCGAGUCUCUGAGAGGCUUCUAUUACAGCCCGUAUAAAGAACGAGAGCAGACAAAAUACAUAUUUACUACAAUGAUGGAGCCGACGGAUGCACGACGUGUUUUCCCAUGCUUUGAUGAGCCGGACUUCAAAGCUGUCUUUAUUUUCAAUAUCAAGAGAAAAGAAGAGCUGAAAAGUCUAACAAAUCUCCCGAAACGUCUUACUGUUGGACCUGACAAUGACGGUUACUAUACGGACAUAUUUGAUGAACCACGGAACGUGCCAAUGUCGACAUAUCUUGUUGCCAUAGCUGUAGGUGACCUUGACUAUCUGGAAUCAACAGUGAACAACGUUACUUUUCGAACUUGGUGUAGAAGUAAGCAGACGAACAAAACAAGAUAUGCUCUCGAGAUAGGCAUGAAGUUCAUGGAAUUCUUUGAGGACUACUUUCAAAUACCAUAUUCCCUACCUAAAGAAGAUAUGAUAGCAGUACCGACUAUGUCAUUCUCUGGUAUGGAACACUGGGGUCUUAUCACAUACCGUGAAAGUAAGAUGUUUUACGAGGAGGGUAUUUCCUCCCUUGACGAGAAGGAAGGCAUUGCUAUCAUCAUCGCUCAUGAAGUUGCCCACCAGUGGUUUGGUAAUUUGGUUUCUCCAUACUGGUGGGAUGAUUUGUGGCUCAAUGAAGGUUUCGCAACAUACAUGAUGUUCUUAGCAGUUGAUCGUGUGUUACCAAGUUGGAACAUGGUAAACAAAUUGAUUGUUGAGCCGCGCGGCGUUCAUAAUGUUAUGCAGAUGGACGAUGACACGUUUACGAGUCACCCAGUUUAUGUACAUGUCGAUAAUCCUGAUGAAAUAAACAGAAUAUUUGAUCUUAUAUCGUAUGCAAAGGGUGGUUCCGUGAUACGGAUGAUGAACUUUUUCCUCGGUGAAGACACGUUCAGGAAAGGACUGACUCGGUACCUUAGAAAGUUCAGCUAUAAGACAGCAACUCACAAUGAUCUUUGGUCCUCCCUGUCUGAGCAAGCGGUUAUAGACAAGCACACUUAUACCGACGUGAAAGCUGUUAUGGACACAUGGGUACUUGAAGCAAACUAUCCAGUGGUCAAUAUAGCACGUGUAAACAGUUCCACAAUUCAGCUAACUCAAUCGGCGUUUCUAGAAACAGAGGAGCAAAGAGUAACGCGGUCGCAUGUCAUCUGGAAAAUUCCGUUUGUGUAUACGACAGACGUUGAAAACAACUUUGACAAAACAUUCGCCGAUAUUACAUGGAUCUCAAACAAAACCGCUCACGUGACUGAUAAGAAAUUAGAGAACGUAGACUGGAUCAUUGGCAACAUACAACAAUACGGGUUUUAUCGUGUAAACUAUGAUGAUGAUAAUUGGAAUGCGUUGCUAAGACAACUACGUACCGACCAUACUGUUAUACACCCGAUCAAUAGAGCCCAAAUUAUUAACGAUGCCUGGAAUCUAGCAAGGGCCGGACUUCUCGACAUGCAGAUAGCAUUGAAGACAUUAGACUAUCUGGACGUAGAGUAUGAUUUUGUAGUUUGGAAGUCUGCGUUACGGGAGCUUGAAUAUAUGAGGUCAUUGUUACAACUAACAGCCAUAUAUGGUCAUUUUGAGAGAUUUAUGAGGGAGAGGUUAGAGAAAACAUAUUUCCACGCUGCUGAUGCCGUCGAUCAUUAUAACAGGCUUCAGUACUCAAUGGUUUCCAAGAUUGCCUGUAAGAUUGGUUUAAAAGCCUGUAUUGACGAUGCUAUGGACGUAUUUACAGCGUGGAUGCAAGAUGACAACUUGAGUGUAGAUCCCGACCUCAAGGAGACAGUUUAUUGUACAGGGGUAGAACAUGGCGACGAGGAAGCGUGGAAUCAUGUUCUGUCUCGGUAUUUUGCUAGUGAAUCAACGAGUGAAACAAACUUCUUGUUACAUGCAUUGACGUGUACACAAAAACCUUGGCUCAUAAUGAGACUUGCAGAAAUGUUGUUUCAUACAGAUAUUUUCUCGAAAACGGAAAAAGUCUCUGUAAUGAUUGAUUUAUCAGACUCGCCUGUCGGUCGUCUGUUAGCAUGGCAUAUUCUAGAAGAAAACUGGGACACCAUUCUAAAACAGUAUGGUGAUAAUAUCAAUCUAAUAAGUGGUAUAAUCUUUGCUGCUGCACGACCUUUCAAUUCACGUUCUGAAGUCAAUCUUGUGAAAAGUUUCAUAGAUAGAAAUACUAAUGUGGGAGGUUUUAAAGGCGAGUUCCUUGGUGUAAUAGAUUUCGUUGAAGGCAACAUUGAGUUGAUGGAUACACACUAUGAUACUAUUAAAGCUUGGUUAACUGCCGAGCUUAAUUAGCCCGUGGACAUUUCUGCUAGAAAUCAUCAAUAUUUACUAGAUAAGGCUGUUUUGCAAUUUGCUUUUAUUGCUUAGUUAGUGUUGAAAGGAUUUUAUAUGACGUCAACAUGUUAAUUCUUCUAUAAUUUGCCUGUGUAUAAUAAUUCGCACCAUUUGAUCAUCGUAUUUUUCAUUUCUUUGUUAUUAGAAAUGUUUUAGAAGUGCUUCGUUCUAAUUACGUGUUUUUAUAUACGAAACGUGUACGUCAUACUUUAGCUACAGACUUUUACGUCGCAGAAUGUUUGGGGAUUGGUAUUUCUUUCAUUUAUGUAGGACAAAACUUGUCUUUACUUUGCGAAAAUUGACUUUAUUGAGAACAAUAAAUAUUCAACAUCA